Molecule: messenger RNA, 6050 nt
Organism: Oncorhynchus kisutch (coho salmon)
Lineage: Eukaryota; Metazoa; Chordata; Actinopteri; Salmoniformes; Salmonidae
Gene: gpr185b
Product: G protein-coupled receptor 185 b
Exons: 3
Coding region: 1-1071 (356 amino acids)
Biological process (GO): G protein-coupled receptor signaling pathway
Cellular component (GO): membrane
Molecular function (GO): G protein-coupled receptor activity
Source: RefSeq, a predicted model, not a curated record
AUGAUCCUCUCCCUAGCUGCAGCCAUGAGCAGUGGUGGCCUUCCCCAGAACACUACUUCCUCUGCAACCUUUGAUCCCUCAUCCCUGGACCCCUGGCUUGACCCUUACCCUGACCUCCCUGGGGUCAACUCCUCCUCCGCAGUCCCCGUCCGCACCUCCACAUCUGACCUUGAUCUACGACCUCUGACCUCACCCCAGGAUGUCAGCCCAUGGGACGUGGCAUUAUGUGUCACAGGAACCCUCAUCUCCUGUGAGAAUGCUCUGGUCAUUGCUGUCCUGUUCUACACGCCGACCCUUCGAGCUCCUAUGUUCAUCCUGAUUGGUUCGCUGGCGUUCGCCGACCUCCUGGCGGGUCUCGGACUCAUCCUAAACUUUGUCUUCAUCUAUCUGGUCAAGGGAGAGGUCGUGACCUUGGUUUCCACGGGGAUACUUAUCGUGGCGUUCUCUGCGUCCAUUUUGAAUAUCCUGGCGAUCACUGUGGACAGGUACCUGUCGCUGUACAACGCGUUGACCUAUCACACCGAACGGACUGUCCUCUUCACGUACCUAGUAAUCGGGCUCAUCUGGUUGGUGGGUCUGAUCCUUGGAGUCCUCCCUGCCCUCGGGUGGAACUGUCUAGACGACGAAACGACUUGUAGCGUAUGCCGACCAGUCACGAAAUCCAACGCCGUUGCACUCGCCAUCUUCUUCCUAUUGGUCUUCGCAGUCAUGAUGCAACUCUACCUGCAGAUCUGUAGGAUUGCGUUCCGACAUGCUCAGCAAAUCGCAGUCCAACAUCAAUUCAUCGCCAUUUCCACGACCAAAGGAGUCCAGACACUCUCUGUGAUUCUCUGCGCUUUCGCUACGUGUUGGUUGCCGUUCGCAAUGUAUUCUAUAGUGGCGGACUCGAGUUAUCCUAUAAUAUAUACAUACGCCACUGUGCUGCCGGCGGCGUGUAAUUCAGUUAUAAAUCCAAUUAUAUACGCUUUCAGGAACCCGGAUAUACAGAAGGGGUUGUGGUUGGCAUGCUGUGGGUGUGUCCCGUCAAAUUUGAGUCUCAGACCGAGGGCGAGGACCUCCAGUGAUGUAUAGGGAACCUAAACAUACAGAAAGUUUGAUUAACUGGCCCAGAGCGUGUGGAGGACGUUGCCAGGCCAACGGGGAGAUGGGAAUGUCGAGCCCUGGAGAAGGGCUUCUGGCUGCGACCCCUCCAAUCUCUCCCUCCCACCAUACAUCCAGUGAUGUAGAGGUAGGGGUGUUUGGGUCGUCAGAGGAAGUGGAUCCCCCCUCCUCCCCCCUUUCUCUAGGGGUGUGUUGACGUCAAGGCAAGAUGGCACCCCUCCUCGAACCUCUGACGAUGUAUAGGGUGUGGGGCGUGGUGAGGUCAAGGUUCAAAGGUACUAACAAGGCAAGGUCGACCCCCUCUUAGGACCUCCAGUCUCCAACAAUGUCUAGGUUUGGGGUAUGGUGACGUCAGAACAGGGUGUCAAGGAGAAAUGUGGCCCAGUCCACACCUCACCUGCCUAGGGCUGAGGCCAGUGUUGGGUGGCGGGUGUGGCUCCCCCUAGUCAUACGUUGAGGUGGCAUGUACUGGACUGAGAAGGUCUGGGAUGCAUUAGCCUGGGUCUAGCCCUACCCAAGCUCACUGGAUAGAGAUGGUAGUAGUGGACUGUGACUGUGUGUGGGGCUAAGGUGAAACACUUAUAGGCCUCUACAAUGCUUCUAGCUCAUAAGGUGAGCAUGAGUAGUAGAGAGCCUAGUAGGAGUUGGUUGGAAGAUGAUAAGGAGUCUUCAUAAACACAAGAUGAGCUAACUCACUUAUGAUGAGCAAACUAGCCGACCAUGGUAAUGUGUGUUAGGGGUACUAGAGAAAACCUCAAGGGUACUAGAACCUUGAGGUUUUCAGUGAGGUGUCAUUUGAGAGAUUCUUUAAAGCUAGACUCCUUAGUUGCUACAUCCAUUUUUGGACUUACAAAUGACUGAUAUAUACCCAUUGGUUAUUGAAAAAUAUAACUUCUAAAUGCCUCAUGAGCAUGUAUCAACUGUCAUACAUUGUCAUUGUUUUAUUUAAGGAUUCUAGCUUUAAACUAUCCUGCUUAAGUUGUCAUGCCCCAAGAAUCGUGUUGCAAAUGAUGACUAUAACCGGCAUUAGAAAACCAAUAAUAAUUGUUAUAUCCAAGUCACAAAGCUACACAAACAAACAAACAAACAAAACCAAUAUGAAGUCAUCAUGUUUAACCUUAAAGAAAAAACAUACAUUUGUAGAAAAGCCCAAACUUUUAAAACAUUCCCAUUGCUAUCAACACAAAACAAACCAUUAAACAAACCUACAUUCAGGAGGUAUAAAAAUAGAAUAAAAGUACUAGAAUUCCUAGAAAUCUACAUUUUCUAUGGUUAUCAUGAUGGCGAGAAAUGCAUCUAAAACAUUCUAAACCUGUUUCAGCACCAUGGACUUUCCCUAGCAAAUCUAGCCACUAUCACCAAGCAACGAGAGCUCAUUUCAGCACCAUGGAUAGCGACCGGGGAACCAAUGCUCAUAGUCCCUACUAGCCACUGAUGUAAGGUCAGUUUUGUGUUUUCCCAUUUAUUGGUUAAGGUUAGAAUUCAGGAAGUGUAAUCUGAUUCUAAAUCCCUGUCUAAGCCAAGGGAAAUUCUACCCUUGGAGCCAGCUAUUCAGACCGUUGUUUUCACACAGUUCGUAUGUUGUAGGGUUUAAUAAUGUAUUAUAAAACAGCCGUGGCGUUGAGAGAAAGAGGGAGCACAGGCCCAUGAGUUUUAGAUUAACAGGAUCUUCCCAGGCAGACAGAGAGAGAGCGAUGACAAUAUGUGUGUGUCACAGCCGACGACUCGUGUUUGCAGAAGCUUUGGUCGGGUUCCGUAAUGAUGUAAAGGGUUCUACCUUUCUAAAUGUUGCAAAGGGUUCUAAAUGAUAGCAGAUGUAGAUAACCGUUGGAGGUAUCUGUCAUAUCUAUCAGUUAGCUUAUUAGAAUAGUGUGACAUGCAAUCAUAACAAUUAAUAUACAUCUGAAUUAAAUGUAUUAUUUGAUAUCAUUAUAAUGGAGUUGAAUUUGAAUUUAAACUAGGCCUUUUGAAAACUUAGUAUAUGUAGGUUUUAAAGCCUUGAUUCAGCCAGACAAGUUAAACAAUAAUGAUUGAUCAACAUCCAUCUGUCAACCGACAAUGUAAGCAGUAUAUUGAUUAUCCAUCAUGUCAGAUGAACAGACAUCGAUCCAAAUCCGAUAGGGUGUCUAUCAAUAAGAUGGCGAUGCAUGGACGACACAGCACUAGACAACAACAGAACACCAGAACGUUUCCUGAAACACAAAACACACAUUCCGUUACAUAGGCUCUAGGUUCCAUAUUCAUUAUGUUAUUGGCCUCAUUUCCCCUCUUCAUAUCUAGGUCUCUACACAAGUUUCAAACCACAUGCUCCCUCUCGGCUCUGCAUCUCUGGAUGUCUGCAAUAGAGGGAAGCUGACGUGUCAUAGCCAGCCUCGGGAAGGCUCAAUGGUGCAGCAUGUUAAUAACCACCAAGAUACACUAUACAAGCUGUAACUCGCCUAGCUUCACCCUGAUGUGGGUGCUAACAAGCUAGCAAGCAUGCUCAUUAGUGCUAGGUAUCAACAGCCAUUGUCACCCAAUCCAGUAAGGGCUGGAAGUUACAAUGAGCUGGAAGCGGGGUCACUCACGCCGCAAUGUGGCGUAUAAAGUUUAGCUUUGCCCAUCUUUAGUCCCGCCCUGUGCUCAACAGUCCCCCGUUCACUCUUCUUCUCUUCACUCUCCUUGCAUUGAAAAUGAAUGGGAAGCCAUUGUUGCACCGCACGGUGCUGUCUCUAGUGUAUCCAGGUCAUAAGGUUUUGAUAGGUGAGCCACCAGGUGCGACGCGGUAGGGUAAUGUGACCCGUGUUCACACAUCGAUAGUUUCACACACACACACACACACACAGAUUAUACUGAUGAAAGGGUAGCUUUUUUUAUCAGCUAACCCGCUGAUAUACAUAGGCCCUUAGUGAUGGUGAUAGCGGUGUGGUAAGAUUGUAAUACUGUGUCAUAAUACCUUGAAAUGGCUUCCUUUCAUUGUCUCCUUUCUUACACACGCUCGGAUAGGUGAAAGUCAAUGGAUAGGUGGUUAGUAAAGGAGAGGAGACGAGGAGAGGAAGCGAAUUAAGACUAUUAAGAUGUAGCCCAAACUGUAAAGAAAACAGAUGUCCUUUUCCCUCCAUGACUUCUGAUACUGGAGCUUAUGUGGAAAGACUUGCUACAUUAAGGUGAAGAGACGAGGAGAGGAAGCAAAUCAUUACUAUUAGGAUGUAGCUCCUAACUCCAAAUUAAACAGAAAUUGAGAUUUUUCUUUAAAAAUCUUUCUGAUUAGCAAACAUGUUUGUUUGUCAUCUCACAACUAUGAUUUUGCAACUGUAUCCACUGUACUGAAAAACAACAACAAUUGUAAAAGACUACUGUGGCCUGUGAGAUGUGCCAGCCAUUGGGUCUAUCUAUCGGUCAAUGGAGAGCUGGCUGUCUUAUGAGGGUAAGAGUUUUGCCUAUAGAGCAUGGUGUUUAAAAAUGACUAAAUGAAGGCAAAUUGUACAGAAAGAUUUGGAUAUUGUCAAUGAGCCAUCGUCACUUUUCAAGUGUAUUACACGAUUCCACGCUUUUACUGAAGAGAAAACGUAUCAAAAACAAAUAACAAAAAAAUAUAACAAACAACUCUCAAAAUGGCACACAUACAGGACUGGAGAACUUCUUUAGGAAAUGAUCAUGGAAUUUUUCUACAUUGUAAAGUGGUGUUUUUUAAAAAUGGUUUUCUAUUCAGCGGGAUUGACGACCAAAAACAAUCACAUGCUUUCGCGGUUAGCCUGUGUCCCAAAUGGCACCCGAUUCCUUAUAUAGUGCACUUUUGACCAGAGCUGUAUGGGCCCUGCAAAGUAGUGCACUGCUAGCUACAAUCGAGAGAGAGUGUUAACUGGACCUAAAUGCAGAGAGAAUCUAUUCAAAUCAAACUCUCACUACCUUAAACUUUCAAUAAUGAAAAAUAGACAUAAAUAUUGGUUAGCAUAUAUCAACAAAAAACAUUUUUGACCACCAUAUGACUGAUUAUAAAUCGAGAUAUGUAUUACCUGCUUGUGUCAGCCUUUAAAUGCACAAGACAACAUAUGUAUAUUGGGGUCUGCUGUGUACUCCUCUCUCUUGGGGUGUAUUAACUAAGACCAUUAAACAGAACCAAACGGAAGCAGAAGCAAACGGCGAUGGACCAACUUGAAUUUGUUUUUGUUGCAAGACAUUUUACGUUUGAAGUAAAACAUUUCAGUUACAAAGCAUUUUGCUACCAUUUCUGACUUAAUGAAUACACCCCUGGUCACUCUCUGAUGGAAACGUGCAUAACCACUGUGGUGAACACUCAAAACUCUGUGUUUUUAUGUGAGGUGCCCAUUUGUGAAUGGGAAUAUACCACUCUGUCAUCCCUGUAGAACGGGGGUGGGACUACCUAGCACCGUGUGUGUGUGUCUGUCACCCCCUGGUUCAUAUUGCCAAUACUGUAUUGUAAUGUGAUGCAACAAAAAACAGACACUGUAAACAGGAGAUGGUCAGGCUCCUUUCCUGGAGGGCUGCAGCACACCCGUGGCCUGUUCAUUUGGGAUUUGGGCACGCAACGGAAGACAUUAUAAAACCCCUUGCAAAAGUCCAGGUAGUUCCUUCUAGUUUCAGUCCAUUUUCUUCCAUUUGGUGCCUAAUGAUCACGACCCAGCCGAUCCUCAUCCUUGACUUUAAAUGAAUGUCAUUAUUUACACUUUAUAGCUUUGUGAGCACUUUAUAGCCAAUCAUUGACGCUAAUUUGUUAAUUGGUCAAUUGGUCAAUUAACUGAGGAAUGAAAACUACAGCAGACACUGUGGCCCUCCAGGAUAAAAGCUUCCCUUUCUUAUUCAUAAACACAUCAAGAUGGGCCACACAUAUUGCUGUAGGCAUACCUUUAUAAUCGAAUCAAAUUGUAUUAGUCACAUGCGCCCGAAUACAACAGGUGUAGACCUUACUGUGAAAUUCUUCUUUAUGAGUCCCUAACCCCUAACAAUGC